Pectinophora gossypiella (pink bollworm) is the source of this 2838-nucleotide messenger RNA. RefSeq lists its product as uncharacterized. Bases 86 to 790 code for a protein of 234 amino acids. Lineage: Eukaryota; Metazoa; Arthropoda; Insecta; Lepidoptera; Gelechiidae. The record is from RefSeq and is a predicted model, not a curated record. The transcript has 5 exons.
CGCGAACUAUACCUGAGUUAUUUAUUAUAGAUCUACAAGAUUACAGUGCGCAAGCGCGCCAUAGAUCGCGGAUCGUCAGUGCACUAUGAUCGCGCGCGAAGUCAUAGCGUUUAUCGCGCUUGCCGGUGCGUUUGCGCAGCCAGCAUCAAUAUGGGUAGACGUAGCUCCAACGACAACAGAAGACCCUGGAUAUGAAGACGUCGAAAGACGGUACACCCCAGAGCUGAUUCAGGAGUUGGAGACGACUAAAGCCGACGCGUUGCUACUCUACACAGAGUUCUCGGCUCGAGCCAGUCAAAGCUUGAAACAAUUCAUCAGGAAUGUGUCCAGGCUUGAAGUCGAAGCUGUCGGAGACUUGAAUGUCACUGACCCAGGGCUCAUCAGUAGUGCUCCCGAGCACUGCCGGAGCACGUUCCUGAAGAGAAUCAAGAAGAUAGAGUACAAUGCCCACCGCGCCGCCACCUUCAGCGGGGAGAACCACCACAAGUUCUUCUUAGGACAUAUGGUCGUCUUCCGGAUGCACCUUAAUAAGUCAGAAGAUUACGUACGAAGAGCCGACAAAGUGUUCAAGACAUGUGGCUUUGCAUGUGAGACGACACCAAAAAUGAAGCGUUACCGUCGCCAAGCUUUAGACGAAAUCCACCGAGUUCGAGACGACAUACAACACUCUCGACGCAUGUACAGGGAUCUCCUCACGCAUGCGCAAAGACGACUUCAUAAGCUGCGCAGAAACGCCGCUUCGGAUAUCGUUCAAGCUGUGGCAGUCCUACGACAGUGUUCCAGAGGAUAGAAGAAGAAGAAAGAAUUGGUGCUGAUGCUAUUAGACAGACGUUUUAUUUUAUAUUAGUUUGACCACACUAAAUUGUAAUAGAAGGUAUUUUAGAUCUGUCUGUUUUCUAACUCGUUAUAAUCAACAACAACAACACAACAACAACAAACACAGUGUUGUUGUUGUUGUCGUUAUAAUCAGAUCGUGAUCCACCCCAGACCAUAUCGUGAUACUAACCAUCAGGUGAGAUUGUGGUCAAACGCGAGCCUAUAUUACUUAUUUAAAAAAAAGCUGUCAAAAUAAAAUAAAAUCAUGUUUUGUCCGUCUGUGUUAGCAUCGUUUUUGUAGAUGGAUCCCACGUUUUGAUUCCAAAUAAUUAAAGUAGCUGUUAAAACCUGAAAAUAGUUUUGCGAUUUUUAUGAUAAAACAGGUUGUCCAUAAAUAUUUUGUAAUUGUUUGUAGUAACUUAUAGUUGACUUUUACUUGUUAUUAUAAGUAUAUUUUGUAGAUCGCCGGUAAAAAAAAGCGGAAAAACAAGAUGGCCGCCAUACAAGACACGCGAGCUGCUUUAGAACCCACCAACAUCUAGUUUUGUAAAUAAUUCUGUAAGAUUCCCUAAUAAAAUAAAAUGCAUCGAACGGCAAUACAAUUGUACUUUUAAGUAUGAAUGGGAUCUUAUUUUUUGUAUUCAACAAUCAUAAAAUACGUGAUCGAACGGCAAUAUUUUAAAAAUAGAAACAAGACGUGGUAUCCAACAACAAUAACUGCGCAAGAGUGGGGUGUGUUUCCCCCCUCUCCUCUCCUUCUUUCCUUCUGAAGAUAGAUUAGGAAGGAAAGGAAUGGCAGGAAUUUUGAGUGUCAGAGAGAGAUAGACAAAUUGUGAACGUGAGAAAAUUAUGAACCCUAAACCAAAUACGUAUUAAAUGAUUGGGUGUGUAAAAUUGAUGAUUUCCAAUUUUUGUAUGAAUAUCAUUAAAAUUAAUGAACGGAUCGUAUUUAUUUAUUAAAAAUUAAUAUUAUUCCUAAAAAAUAUUUUUGUUGAAGCUAAAGUUGUGCCAUACUUUUACGAAAUCCUAUUAUUGGUUAAGUUUUUUAAAUUAUAAAUUUUCCAAAAACGUAAAUUUUAUUGAAUUGUAAAUAUUGGUUAAUGUUAUUUUUAAGUUGAAUUUAUGUAGAAAAAGGAGCUACCGACUAAAUUCCAAAUCGGUCCCAAUAAUAUUCAAUAUAUUUUCAAUGUAAUUAUAUUCUGAACUUUCACUAAAUAAGAAAUGUAGUGAUGAAAGUAUACGAAAAAAAACGAAAACGAAAAAGUUUACAGUACUGUCUUUAGAUAAUACAAAGACCAAUACUUGGUCUUUGAGAUAAUACGUUAAAAAUGUAACGUGUGUCAGAAUUUGAAUUUAGAACUAAAUACUUUAUUGUUGUUACAUUUAGAACAAAACAACAAUAAAGUAGGUAAGUACCUACUGGCAGAAUGAAGUCAUUCUGCAUUCAAAUUCUGAUACAUGAUAAAUAUAAUAAGUAAUUUAUGAAUAUCUUUGUAUUGCGGACAUUGAGAAAAUAAGGCCAGGCGCGCACGAGUUUUUCGCCACGCGGCAUAAAAGAGCAGCGGCAUAAUGUCGCACUGUAAUACUGCGCCGCUACGAUGGCUCUGCCGUCAAGUGCGCGCAAUACAAUUUAAAACUGUUUGGCGCAGUAUUACAGUGCGACAUUAUGCCGCUGAUUUUUCUGCCGCGCGGCGAAAAACUCGUAGUGCGCGCCUGGCCUAAAACCACUAUAAUUGCAUGUUUUAUAAUAAGAUUUUAUAAAAAAAAUAGUCUAGGAGAAUAAACGAGAUUGCUUUGUGUUUAAAAUGUUACCGUUACAAUACCUAACGCUAACCUAAAAUGCAGUACUUAGCCACACUGUGAUAGUUUAAUUUAAUUCGUAUUAAACUCUAGUUAAGUACAAGCUAUAGUACAAUUUGUUGUUGGACAAUUAAUAUUUUUGUAUUGCAAAAAACACUGUUGUUAAUUUUAUUAUUCUAAUAGAUGUUUAAAUAUUUUCGUAAUAAAAAAGUUUAACAAAUA